Messenger RNA from Hermetia illucens (black soldier fly), 1257 nucleotides. RefSeq names its product dnaJ homolog subfamily C member 28. The record is from RefSeq and is a predicted model, not a curated record. The transcript is spliced from 3 exons. The coding region runs from base 155 to 1216 and encodes 353 amino acids. NCBI's taxonomy places the organism in Eukaryota, Metazoa, Arthropoda, Insecta, Diptera, Stratiomyidae.
UGCGGACGUCCAACAGCUGAUAAUAAAUAUAAAAAGUUGUUGACAAUUAUGUUAGGUUCAUGAGGUAUUUUGGGUUUUACUCCAUUCGAGAUCCACCACGGUUAAUCGACUUGCCGUAACUGGAGUUGAUUCUUUUCGAGGCCGAAUUCGCAAAAUGGCACUGCUCUACUGCGCUCAUAAACCAAUGAAACUACUGUGGUUUCAGUGGUGCCAAACGAGAUUUAUGUAUAUGAAAAAGGCUGAAAUUUAUAAGAAAUGCUUCACUGUCCUUGGCCUUCAAGAAAAUGCUGACCAAAAUACAGUUCGCCGAAGAUAUAUCGAACUCGUUAAAAAAGUUCAUCCAGACAGCGGUUCUCCCGAAGCUUCACAGGAAAGAUUUCAGGAAGUCGAUAACGCUUUCAAAAUUCUACAAGGGAAGUUCGCCAAAAAUCGUCGCGGAAUAUAUGAUGAAGAGGAAGAGGCUAAAAUAUUCGAUAUCAAGCACACAGCACCGCAACAUCGUCAAUAUCUAUCGUUUGAAGGUAUUGGUUUUGGGACACCAUCACAGCGUCAACGACAAUACGAACAGUUCAAAGUCCUAAAGGUGCAGGAGCGAAUUUUAGAGCAUCGUGUACAAAAAGUACAAGCCAAAAGUGGGGAUAUCAUGAAGAAAACUUCGCAGCAUAAUAUCAAAACGAAAUACGGUUUCGAUCGAGUUGUUGAGGACUUAAUACAAGAGGCUAUGUCGAAGGGUGACUUCAACAAUCUUUCUGGAGCUGGAAAGCCUCUUUCUGACGCGCAGGCCCAAAACCCUUAUUUAGACUUUACCACGCAUAAACUUAACAAAAUCUUAAUAGACAAUGGAUUCACCCCAGAGUGGAUAAUGUUGCAGCGCGACAUACGCAACGAAGCUGAUAAAUUACGAGACAGUCUCAUUGACCAUCGGCAAUAUCUUGGUGCAACGCCACUUUGUGAUACGGAUCGAAGCAAAUGGGAGUUGAUAGUAGCAAGUUUUAAGGAUGACGUCGAGAAGAUAAAUAAAAUGAUUGAUAAGUUCAACUUGAUUGUUCCGUUAAUGAACAAACAAAUGUUUAGGAUUAAAUUGAAUGACGUCGCAAAUGAUAUUUUGAAUGAUGAUACGAUCCCACAUAGUAAGGAGAGGGUGAGUGAUGAUAAGACUGUGAUAAAGGAGAAUCCGCAAACAAAUUUUCUAACGUUUUUCUGGUCAUUGUUUUAAACGUUUGUUGAUUUGGAAGAUAAAAGUCUAUUUAUAUAGUU